GUAGAUAUAUAUACCACUUAGUACUUACUCUUGAUUCAGUUAAAGAUCGAUCCUUAUAGUAUUGCUCAUUUUGCUUUUUUUGUGAGAGUUUGUCUUAAUAUCAUCACUAAUACUAUGGCACCAAAGAAUAAGUACAAUAUUUUCAUAAGCUUUAGAGGUGAGGACACCCGUUACAAUUUCACUAGUCAUCUCCACAAAGCAUUGUCCCAAAAGAGUUUACAAGUUUACAUGGAUCAGAGGCUGGAGAGAGGUGAUGAAAUUUGUUUUUCUCUCUUGAAAGCAAUUGAGGACUCAAUGCUUUCUGUCAUCAUUUUCUCGGAAAAUUAUGCAUCUUCGAGGUGGUGUUUGGAUGAAUUGGUUCAUAUUCUAAGGUGUAAAGAAAGAGAUGGACAGAUUGUUGUACCUAUAUUUUAUCAUGUGAGUCCGUGCGAUGUCAGAAAACAAUCAGGGAGUUUUGGAGUUGCAUUUGGUGAACUUAAAGAACGCUUUAAGAGAAACUUUGAUACACAAUGGAUAGGUAAAAUGGAAGAUUGUUUUAGGAGUGAGCCUGAUAGAUUGACUCAAUGGAGGAAUGCUUUAAUAUCUGCAGCUAAUCUUUCUGGCUGGGAUGCACCCACAACAAGGUGUGAUGAGUCUGAAUUAAUUGAGAAAAUCGUCAAUGACAUUUUGAAGAAAUUGAAUCAAGUGACAUCAAGUACAAAUGUUUUGAAUGGUCUAGUUGGAAUGGAGAGAUGAAUUGAAUAUAUUGAAUCAUUGUUUCUCACCAAUAAGUCAUCAUUAGAUGCUCAGAUUGUAGGAAUUUUGGGGAUUGGUGGCAUGGGCAAGACAACUCUAGCACAUGUCUUAUUUACUCGAAUUUACAAUAAGUUUGAAGGUCAUUGCUUUCUUGAAAAUAUUAGGGAAGAAUGGCAAAACC
Messenger RNA from Humulus lupulus (European hop), 916 nucleotides. Its product is annotated as disease resistance protein RPV1-like. NCBI's taxonomy places the organism in Eukaryota, Viridiplantae, Streptophyta, Magnoliopsida, Rosales, Cannabaceae. The record is from RefSeq and is a predicted model, not a curated record. Gene Ontology annotation, biological process: signal transduction. The transcript has 3 exons. Bases 115 to 735 code for a protein of 206 amino acids.